AUGGAUAUAAAGGAUUGCGAAGAAAAAACAGUACUUCAUUAUUCCGUUGAAAAUAAAAAUAUUGAAAUUACUAAAUAUCUAGUUUUACAUGGAGCAGAUAUUAAUUUACAAGAUAAGUUAGGAAGAACACCACUACAUUAUGCAGUGCUAAAAAAUAAUAAAGAGCUUGCAGCGUUUCUUAUAUCAUAUUGCGCAGAUACCAAUAUGAAAGAUAAUCACGGAAAAACAGCUUUGGACAUUGCAAUCAAUAAUUAUAGAUACAAAAUAAUUCAACUAUUCGAUUAG
Messenger RNA from Trichomonas vaginalis G3, 285 nucleotides. Its product is annotated as fatty-acyl-CoA binding. Gene Ontology annotation, molecular function: protein binding. Bases 1 to 285 code for a protein of 94 amino acids. The record is from RefSeq and is a predicted model, not a curated record. Lineage: Eukaryota; Parabasalia; Trichomonadida; Trichomonadidae. The transcript has a single exon. Gene Ontology annotation, cellular component: nucleus; cytoplasm.